AUGGACAUGGGCAUGGAACAUUUGAUGGAAAUGGCCAGGCGAGCCUGGUAUGACUUCACUGCCGGAGAGUCAAACCUUCCGGGAAGGCCCCAUGCUCUCACUGUAGCCAAUACCUCGGAUUCCGUAUUCCAGGGCAUCAGAUUUGUGCAGAGUCAGAUGUGGACAUUGUCAAUCAUCCACACCCAUCAUACAUUGUUUGACUCUAUCUAUGUGAACAACACAUCAGCUAACGAGAAUUCUGCGCACAACACGGACGGAGCGGAUACUAUCUAUAGCUCCCACAUCACAUUCAAUAACUGGUUUGUGGAUAACGGCGACGACAGCAUUAGCGUGAAGGCCAACUCCACCGAUAUCCUGAUCACAAACUCCACCUUCCAUCGCGGUCUAGGCAUCGCCGUCGGAAGCAUCGGCCAGUACAAAGACACUUUCGAGACGAUAGAGCGGGUCCGAGCGGAGAACAUUGUUUUCGAUGGCACCUUGCAUGCGCUAUAUUUCAAGACCUGGACUGGCGAGCAAGUGAGCUAUCCACCUAAUGGCGGAGGAGGCGGUCUUGGCUAUGCCACCGACCUCUCAUGUUCCAACCUGACGGCCCACGACCUCAGGGGCUCUGCAUUUUCCAUCUCGCAAUGUACCUCAUUCUCGGACGCAGUCGGCAACUGCACCUCGUCCAAAUUUGAGAUUGGGAACAUUGCCGUGAACGGAAUUUCGGGAACUACCAAGAAAAACACCGUAGCUAGCUUCCAGUGUAGCGCUGUUAGACCAUGCAGAAAUAUCGCGCUGGAGGGAGUGGAUCUGGUACUGGCAUCGAAUGGAACGAAGGCUGUCGACUACCUCUGUGGCAACGUGAUUGGAACAACAGGUUUCAACUGCACCGGAAAGGCCUGUGAGGGAAAAAGCGCCACUGGGGAAUGUUGA
This is a messenger RNA of Aspergillus melleus, 915 nucleotides long. Its product is annotated as putative exo-polygalacturonase. Gene Ontology annotation, molecular function: polygalacturonase activity. The record is from RefSeq and is a predicted model, not a curated record. Bases 1 to 915 code for a protein of 304 amino acids. Gene Ontology annotation, biological process: carbohydrate metabolic process. NCBI's taxonomy places the organism in Eukaryota, Fungi, Ascomycota, Eurotiomycetes, Eurotiales, Aspergillaceae. The transcript has 5 exons.